ACUUAAAAGGUUGUCAUAUACAAUAACAGGCAUAAUCUUUCAAAUAUAAUCAAAAUCAGCACGCGCUGUAUGUUAUUGUUUUUAAAAUAAAACCGCGACUGUGGUACAAACACGAACAAAAUGGCCAAACUUGUAGCUCCGCCGCCGAGAUUUACAACCGAAGAAUGGACCCUGUCGAACAACACGAACUACUCGACAGCCGAACAGAACCGAAAAAUCGCCGAGCACAUCCGAGCCGAAGCGGAUCGACUCGUGAGCGAAACAGCCGAGACCACAGAGAAGACCCAACAGGAGACGACUAAGCGAAUUGACCAGCGACUCACGGACAUCUCUCACUGGACCGGGCAAGUGGAUAAGAUUAAAACAGACACUCUCAAAGAGAUCGAGAACCUUCUGGACUACAAAAGAAGAAUUGAAAACUCCCUCGCCGGGUAUCUAGACCGAAACAGGGCACUUACCCGAAAGUGUCUGCAGCUCAGAGAGAACCGAAAGGAUAUCGACUUGGUGCAUGAUGAAGCACAGAAGGAGCUAGUGAAGGAGCUGGAGAUGAUCCAGGGUAUCGAAGGACUGCUGCAGAGAACCCUGGAACAGGUUGAGGAGCAGAUCCGAGUUUGUCGAUCAGCCGAUUACUACCUGGAUAAAGAGUUGAAUGACAAAUUUUCUGCCUUUAAUAUCGACACAAAGUGUCACGGCUUGUCGAACAAGGACGCGGGAGGAGCUGCACAUCGGUAUCUAGGAUCCGACAAGAUCACCCCGAACUCAGUUACACCUGAAGACUGGGAACGGUUCUCGCACGACAACAUCCAAAAAGCCGACAGAAACAAGAACGCAUCACUCAAUCUUAGAUCAGUCGUGGAUAGCGUAUUGGAGCAGACUCGCGAAGACCUGAUCAAGCAAUGCGCUGCUGUGGACGCAGCGUUCCGAAGGCGCAUUCAGGAAACAGAACGUGCCUUGCAGAAAGAUAUCGACCAUCACGAGAAAGUUGUCGUCGAAAUUUCUGAAGUCGAGAAGACUAUUGAGAUGCUGAUUGGCGCUAUUGCCGAGAAGCAACCUCCGUUAAUGGUUGCAGAGACACGACUGAACGAGCGAACUGAGCGACCAAACAUCGAGUUGUGCCGAGACGCGCCGCAGUACCGACUGAUUGGAGAAGUGGCGCAGAUCAACGAGAGCAUUCGAAGGUUGCAGGUGCAACUAGCUGAGGCACGCGAACAGUUGAAACAGCUGAUUAGAAACCAACUGCAGCUAGAAGAAGAUAUUGACAUCAAGAAACACACUCUGCAAAUCGACCGGGAACUUUGCGUGGCGGAGCGAAAGAAAAUGGAACACCCAAUUUUCUAAAAUUACAACAUGGAUGUUAUACUAAAAAAUUGCGAAGGAGGUUUACCGUUAACAUUCUGGAGUCAGCUUGAAGAAAAAGAAAAAUUGAAAAUUAUUGCUAGCAUGUAUUUACAAAGGAGUUUUUAAUUGAAUUUCCGGCAACUUUUUUAAUCUA
Messenger RNA from Symsagittifera roscoffensis, 1492 nucleotides. Its product is annotated as tektin-1-like. Lineage: Eukaryota; Metazoa; Xenacoelomorpha; Acoela; Convolutidae. The coding region runs from base 121 to 1338 and encodes 405 amino acids. Gene Ontology annotation, biological process: cilium assembly; cilium movement involved in cell motility. Gene Ontology annotation, cellular component: nucleus; microtubule cytoskeleton. The record is from RefSeq and is a predicted model, not a curated record. The transcript has a single exon.